AUCCAGAGCUCGUCAUUGACCCCGUUUACAGUUGACACAAAAGUCCUCGACCGCCCUCACUCUUCUUGAUCAUAACAUCUCAUGACCUCCCCACACUAACAGGGUCCGACGUCUGGUUGUUCUGAUCUAUCACACCUAAAUCGGAACUCACACCACGAUGCCUUCCCUCCAACGGUCGGGGUCGUGGACCACACCUGGGCCUGGCAGCGGAUCAGGAGAAGAGGUCUACCGCACACUCAGCAAUGCUAUCUCGCGAACAUUCAGCGGGAAGAAAUCUGAGUAUGAAGACCCGAUGGAAAGCGAUGAAUCCAUCAGCAAAGCCAAAGACUGGAAACUUAUGGAGGAGGUGAAGGCUGUAGCUCAGCAAACACAAGCUGAUGGAGGCAAAGCACGAAAGCUCGGUGUCACUUGGAAGGAUCUGACUGUGAAGGGCAUUGGUGCCGAUGCUGCUUUCAACGAAAACGCCAUCUCGCAAUUCAACAUUCCAAGACUCAUCAAGGAAAGCCGGCAAAAACCGCCGCUCAAGACCAUCAUCGAUGACAGCCACGGAUGUGUCAAGCCUGGAGAAAUGCUCCUCGUCCUUGGUCGCCCAGGUGCCGGCUGCACCUCAUUACUCAAGAUGCUUGCCAACAAGAGGCUCGGGUAUGCAGAGGUCACCGGCGAUGUCAAAUUCGGGUCGAUGGAUGCGAAAGAGGCAGAGCAGUAUCGUGGUCAGAUCGUCAUGAACACUGAAGAAGAACUAUUCUUCCCUACCUUGACUGUCGGCCAGACGAUGGACUUCGCUACUCGAAUGAAGAUCCCGAACCAUCUGCCUUCGAACGUAAAGACAACCGAAGAGUUCCAACAAAUUACGAGAGACUUCUUCCUCAGGUCGAUGGGCAUCGAACACACACACGAGACCAAGGUUGGAAAUGAAUAUGUACGCGGUGUUUCCGGUGGUGAGCGCAAGAGAGUCUCCAUUAUUGAGACCAUGGCCUCUCGUGGCUCAGUAUUCUGCUGGGAUAACAGCACACGAGGUCUCGAUGCUUCGACAGCGCUCGAGUACACCCGCUGCAUCCGAGCGAUGACGGAUGUAAUGGGGCUGAGCUCUAUUGUUACACUCUACCAAGCCGGCAACGGCAUCUACGAACUCUUCGACAAGGUGCUUGUUCUUGAUGAAGGCAAGCAAAUAUUCUAUGGGCCUAUGGCACAAGCGAAGCCCUUUAUGGAGGAUCUGGGAUUCCAGUACACCGAAGGAGCCAACGUCGCUGACUACCUCACUGGUGUCACCGUGCCGACGGAGCGAAAGAUCAGACCUGGUUUCGAAGAUCGCUUCCCUCGCACCGCGGACGAGAUCCGCGCUGAGUAUGAGAGAACGUCGAUCAAAUUUCUCAUGGAGAAAGAGUAUGAUUAUCCGACCACGUCUGACGCCAUCUCGAACACAGCAGAUUUCAAAGAAGGCGUCCAGCACGAUAAAGCACCUAGUCUGCCGAAGAAGUCACCUUUGACGGUCGACCUGUACACGCAAACGAAGGCUGCGGUCAUCCGGCAGUACCAACUCAUCUGGGGUGAUAAGGCAACAUUCGUGAUCAAACAAGGUUCUACGAUCGUGCAGGCCCUCAUUGCUGGAUCCCUCUUCUACGACUCCCCCAACACCUCCGGCGGCCUCUUCUCCAAGGGUGGUGCUAUCUUCUUCUCCCUGCUGUACAUGUCUCUCAUCGCUAUGUCGGAAGUCACGGACUCCUUCGCUGCUCGUCCGGUCCUUGCUAAGCAUCGCAGCUUCGCAUUCUAUCAUCCCGCAGCGUUUUGCUUCGCACAGAUUGCAGCGGAUAUACCAAUCAUCUUCUUCCAGGUCACCGUCUUUGCUCUGCCAUUGUAUUUCAUGGUGGGGCUGAAAGAGACCGCGGGUGCGUUCUUCAGCUACUGGGUCAUCCUCUUCGCUUCUGCCAUAUGCAUGACUGCAUUCUUCCGCUGGCUAGGCGCGGCUUUCGAAACAUUCGACGAUGCAUCGAAAGUGUCUGGAUUUGCGGUCAGUGCACUGAUCAUGUACGCUGGAUACUUGAUUGCGAAGCCAGAUAUGCACCCGUGGUUCGUCUGGAUUUACUGGAUCAACCCACUGGCAUACGGCUUCGAGGCUUUAUUCGGCGUUGAGUUCAAAGACACCAUCAUUCCCUGUACAGGCCCCAAUUUGGUUCCUCUUGGACCCAACUACACGGACUCUAGCUUCCAAGCUUGUACCGGUGUCAGAGGCGCUGAGGUCGGAGCCGCUUUCGUCACUGGCGAACAGUAUCUCGAGGGCCUGUCUUAUUCAUCCUCUCGCAUCUGGCGCAACUUUGGCAUCAUCUGGGCAUGGUGGGUCCUGUUUGUCGCUUGCACUGUCUACUGCACAUCGCGAUGGUCCAUGGCUUCUGGCAACUCCGGCUUCCUGGUCAUCCCACGUGAGAAGCAGAAGGCUGCCAUGCACUUGGUCAGCGACGAAGAGAACUUGCCAGAGAAGACCCGUGCUCGCGAUGCGGAGAAGAGCUCCCAGGAUGGUAACGUCGAAGACCAGCUUAUCCGCAACACCUCUGUGUUCACAUGGAAGAACCUCACAUACACGGUACAGACACCUUCGGGUCCUCGUGUGCUUCUCGACGAUGUACAGGGCUGGGUCAAGCCAGGCAUGCUGGGUGCUCUGAUGGGCUCCUCCGGAGCAGGCAAAACCACUCUCCUCGACGUCCUCGCUCAACGCAAGACAGAAGGUACAAUCAAGGGUAGCAUCCUGGUCGACGGCCGCGAACUCCCAAUCUCGUUCCAACGCUCGGCUGGGUACUGCGAACAGCUCGAUAUCCACGAGCCUCUUGCCACUGUCCGUGAAGCGCUUGAGUUUUCUGCACUUCUUCGACAAAGCCGCGAGACUCCUCGCGAGGAGAAGCUCAAGUAUGUGGACACCAUUAUCGACUUGCUGGAGAUGCACGACAUCGAGAACACGAUCAUCGGCACUAGCCGCGCAGGUCUUUCUGUCGAGCAGCGCAAGCGUCUCACUAUUGGUGUCGAACUUGUUUCCAAGCCAAGUAUCCUGAUCUUCCUCGACGAGCCCACUUCCGGUUUGGACGGUCAAGCUGCAUUCAAUAUUGUCCGCUUCCUUCGCAAACUCGCCGAUGUUGGUCAAGCUGUUCUCGUCACCAUCCAUCAACCUUCCGCUGCCCUCUUCGCUCAAUUCGAUACAUUGUUGCUCCUCGCCAAGGGAGGCAAGACCGUCUACUUUGGUGAUAUCGGAGACAACGGCGCUACCAUCAAGGAGUACUUCGGUCGCUACGAUGCACCCUGCCCACCCAACGCCAACCCUGCUGAGCACAUGAUUGACGUAGUUUCUGGGACACUGAGCAAAGGCAAAGACUGGAACCAAGUGUGGCUGAACAGCCCAGAGUACAAGAACAUGACCACCGAGCUCGACCACAUCAUCCAAGACGCAGCCUCCAAACCACCGGGAACUGUCGACGACGGCCACGAAUUCGCCAUGCCAAUCUGGGACCAAAUGAAGCUCGUCACGCAACGCAUGAACACCGCACUCUUCCGCAACAACGAGUACACGAACAACAAAUUCGCGCUACACAUCGGCAGUGCGCUCUUCAACGGCUUCACAUUCUGGCAAAUCGGCGACAGCGUCACAGACUUGCAAUUGGCCUUGUUCACCAUCUUCAACUUCGUCUUCGUCGCACCAGGUGUCAUGGCCCAGCUGCAACCACUCUUCCUCGAACGUCGUGACAUCUACGAAGCAAGAGAAAAGAAGAGCAAAAUGUACCACUGGUCCGCCUUCGUCACUGGCCUCAUCGUCAGCGAGAUCCCAUACCUCAUCAUCUGUGCCAUCCUCUACUACGUCUGCUGGUACUACACCGUAGGCUUCCCCGGCGACAGCAACAAAGCCGGAGCAGUAUUCUUCGUCAUGUUGAUGUACGAGUUCAUCUAUACCGGUAUCGGCCAAUUCGUAGCAGCCUACGCCCCCAACGCCGUCUUCGCCGCCCUGACCAACCCCCUCAUCAUCGGAGUCCUCGUCUCCUUCUGCGGCGUCCUCCUCCCCUACAGCCAAAUCCAACCCUUCUGGCGAUACUGGAUGUACUACCUCAACCCCUUCAACUACCUCAUGGGUUCCAUGCUGGUUUUCACCCUCUUCGACGCCGAAGUGCAAUGCAACGAAGACCAGUUCGCCGUCUUCGAUACACCCAAUGGUGAAACUUGCGCGAGCUAUUUGUCUGAAUACCUCCAAGGACCUGGAAGUAGGACGAAUUUGGUUAAUCCGGAUGAUACGAGUGGAUGUCGGGUUUGUCAGUAUGGAAGGGGGUCGGAUUACCUUCAUACGUUGAAUUUGAAUGAUUAUUAUUAUGGAUGGAGGGAUGCGGGGAUUGUGGCGUUGUUUGCGUUUAGUUCGUAUGCGCUGGUUUAUGUUCUCAUGAAGUUGAGGACGAAGCAGUCGAAGAAGGCGGAAUAGAGAACACGGAAAGGACUCUGUGUGUUUGAGAGAUUUGGUAUUCUUUUUGGCGAUGAUAUCCUUGGGAAGCAUUGAAUCAUAUGCGCAGGCGUUUGGACUUAGAUGGGAAAGGGACUACAGAAGAAGGAUAGGAUAUGACAAGGAUGAAAGAUGGAAAGGUUUUGUAUAAUAAUUGACCCAGUCACUCUCUAACAUCGACAGAGUUGGGUAUGAACCUCCAACAAUAAUACAAAGGUACAAAUAGAUGUUCGAGCAGCUCUGUUUCUUUUCCUAUUUGACGUUUCUGCUGGUUCCAUAUCUGUAAAUGUCAGUAGGCGUGUGUGAAGGUGUUUGGCCAAAGAGUGUCACAUCUAUGCGAGAGUCAGGAAUGCAAAGGCACAAGCUGACGCAUUCCUUCUGCACGGCAUCUGCAACAAGUCCGGCAGCGCACACGGAUUCUAAUGAGAUUUCGGACUCAUCGUCGUCGCGAAGUCCCGUGUGGACGCGCAGGCACUACGCCUUCAGCUUCCUGCGUCAAGCCGAGCGGCUACAGGCUGACUGGCGCUCCGGCUGACUCCUUUCGUGGAAAGAACGGCUUACCGAUGUAGAUGAAUGAGUCUGUGAAGAAGUGAAGUGUCCACUGGUACGAGUCAGACGCGUGUUGUGCAUAUUCGGAAAUUCCGUCAGGAAAGCGAGGGUGAUGAUCCGGCUGGAGCAGAACGUGGCCUUCGCAUGUCGUGCUUCCAACGUUGCCGUGCUGAAUCUGAAUCAGUUGUACCGGCUGGACCUGAGGACGUCGAAAAGGGUAGCUUUGGACGUUUUCAAUGCGCUUGUCUCGGUCGGCUGCGAUGUAGAGUGCCUUGGCAUGGUUGAGAGAGCUCGCAUGGCAAGGGUAUAGCAUCGUUUUAGGCAUUUACAAAGUGCAAGCUGCCGUUGUCGUCGUCGUGCAGGUGCGACGCAGUGGGCGCAGCUGUCGGACGCGUGCAGAAAGUCGGCCGUGCAGCCGGGCUAUUGACGCGACGACUUCUCAGCUCCAGCGAAGUGAAUUUUGCAUCGCGGUGUUGGAAGCCGUGAAUGUUC
This is a messenger RNA of Cercospora beticola, 5506 nucleotides long. Its product is annotated as pleiotropic drug resistance family ABC transporter. Gene Ontology annotation, biological process: transmembrane transport. The record is from RefSeq and is a predicted model, not a curated record. NCBI's taxonomy places the organism in Eukaryota, Fungi, Ascomycota, Dothideomycetes, Mycosphaerellales, Mycosphaerellaceae. Gene Ontology annotation, molecular function: ATP hydrolysis activity; ATP binding; ABC-type transporter activity. Gene Ontology annotation, cellular component: membrane.